Molecule: messenger RNA, 4500 nt
Organism: Amyelois transitella
Lineage: Eukaryota; Metazoa; Arthropoda; Insecta; Lepidoptera; Pyralidae
Gene: sm
Product: heterogeneous nuclear ribonucleoprotein L
Exons: 15
Coding region: 88-1476 (462 amino acids)
Biological process (GO): regulation of RNA splicing; mRNA processing
Cellular component (GO): nucleus
Molecular function (GO): mRNA binding
Source: RefSeq, a predicted model, not a curated record
UCGCGACCGCCUGGGAGGGUGGUAUGCUCUUCCUGUUUUAUGAUUAAACGCGAUUCGGUGUGAUUGUGUUUUGUUUAGUGCUUCACGAUGGCUUACAACGGUAGUGGUGGCAAGAGACUGUGUACAGGGACUGAACUCGACGUAGAAAGGAGUAAUGGUAAUAACUACAUGGCCGGCGAGCCGCGACGGAAGCGGGAGCCGCCGGCGCGGCCCAACCACAUACUGCUGUACACCAUCAUCAACCCGGCCUACCCCAUCACUGUGGACGUGAUUCACACAAUCAGCACACCACACGGACAAGUACAAAGGAUCGUCGUGUUCAAGAAAAAUGGUGUACAAGCUAUGGUUGAAUUUGAAACGGUGGAGUCGGCGACGCGAGCGAAGGAGGCCCUACACGGCUGCGACAUAUACUCGGGAUGCUGUACACUCAAAAUUGAAUUCGCAAAGCCUGAAAGAUUGAACGUGUUCAAAAAUGACCAAGACAGCUGGGACUACACAUUGUCAGAAGACAUGCCGGUCCAGAGAAGCGCUCCGUUACUCCAGUCGCCACAGUUCACAGGAGGAAGGCCGCAGCCCUACAACAUGGAUUAUGGUAGCGGAGGACCCCCGCCCCCAGGUAUGAAGAUGGAGAGACACGGGCCUCCGCCACCUCAUCAUCCGCGAGACGGACGUGGUUACGGUCCAGAGGGUUACGGGGGGGAAGGGUUCGUGCCUCCCCCGCCUAUGCACCAUCCGCCCAUGCCGCCACAGAAUCAGGGCGGUCCACCGCAACAAGGCGCCGUCAUGAUGGUGUACGGGCUGGACCCUCAGACAGCGAACGCGGAUAGACUCUUCAACUUGUGUUGUCUCUACGGCAAUGUCGUUAGAAUAAAGUUUUUGAAGACGAAAGAGGGCACGGCCAUGGUGCAAAUGGGCGACGCGGUGUCAGUGGAAAGGUGCGUUCAGAACUUGAACAACGUCACGGUCGGAGACUACACUUUGACUUUAGCAUUUUCUAAACAAGCAUAUCUAUCGGAAGUCAUGAAUCCGUACCCACUACCCGACAAGAGCCCGUCGUUCAAGGAUUACGUGGGGAACAAAAACAAUCGCUUUCUCACACCCGCAUCCAUACACAAGAACAGAAUACAGCCCCCUUGCAAGGUGCUGCAUUUCUUCAACACGCCGCCGGACGUGUCGGACGAGCAGCUGCUGUCGGUGUUCAAGGACUACGGCGUCACGCCGCCACACACCAUCUCCAAGUUCCCACUCAAGAGCGAACGAUCGUCUUCGGGCCUGAUGGAGUUCCAGAAUAUAUCUCAAUCCGUCAUGGCGAUAAUGGCAUGCAACCACGCGACCAUACAACACCCAGGUGCAAAAUUCCCGUUCGUUAUGAAGCUGUGUUUCUCGUCGACGCGGCAGAUCGGCAAGGGGCCGCAGAACAAGUCCGACAACAACAGACAGCAGCAAAACAACGGGCUAUCCGUCGAAUACUACUAACGGCGAAGCGGCGGAGCACACUCACUCACACAUAUCAAGAUGGCGGCAACACACACACACACAGCCACACCACGGGCGCGGGGAGGGAGGGGCUGCCAUUGCAAAAAAGAAAAAAAAACAUACAACACAGUCCAAAAACAAGAUAACUUAAAUAAAUACAACCCCUCUAGUUAUUUUUCUAGCAAUGGCAUCAAAUUAAUAAUUCCUUAUUUUACAAUUCCGUGAUCUAGAUCACUCUAUAAAGACAUUAACAGUUAGUUAUUUUAAUAUUAAUAUAGACACGGUUACAAGGUUUUUUUUUUUCAUGUUUUAACACAUUUUACAGUACCAUUUUUUUUUUCGUUUUAUUUUUUCUCUAGGAGCUUUGCUCUCAGGAAUGCGCAUUUUGUUUUUUUUUCUAAAUAGUGUCUUAGUUGUUAAGUAAUAUUCCCAUAUUAUUUCUGUGAAUUUGUAGGUGUUUAGACUUCGGUGCCAUUUUCAAAAUAGCAAUACUUUUUUUAGUCGUACUUAUGACAAAAUAUUAAUUACAAUCACUUGCAAAUUGGCAUGUUUUGAAUAUGGCACUAACUUAUUGACUUCCUUACCUUUUUAGUAAAUUGGUAAUAGUUUGUGAGUUCGUGUUAAGGUAUAAUUAUUUUUUCGUUUCUCCAUUAGUACAUUCACACAUGUUGUUUUUAUAUAUAAAAAUGUAAUGACGUGUGCGCGUCUGUUAUCCGAUAAAUCGGUUGUUUGUAAUCGUAAAAGUUGUGAAUUGUACAAGAAAUAAAGAACUGUGGUUUUAAGGUAGAACAUUUUGAGUUUCAUUUUAUUUUGACACCGUGCUUGGAGUGUGCAUGUUAUUUUUUUCUGCAUGCCUUUAAGAAAUAGAUACAGUUAUUAAUUUGACCAUUCAUUGUAAGAACCAAAAAUGUCUAAUUGUAAGAAAUAGCGUAGCACUUUCUAGGGUAGUAGUAAGCGUCAUUGCAAUGUCAAUUAUAUUCGAUUAGUGAAAAUAUGACAGUACGGAUUUUCUAUAAAUUUUUCUUAAAAUAAACAAAACUAGUGACGAUUCGACUUAAAAAAUUUGAUUAAGCCUGCACAAGGACUAGAUUUAGGAUUUGAAAGGAAACACCACGUUUGCGCUAUUUUACCUAUUCUGUUCUUUAUUAAGUACUAUAGAUGUUUGUAUCGUGUGAAUCUUGUGGUAGCUCGCCUAUAUUACUGUUUAUCAUGUCAUUUAAAUAGUUUACCCGAAAUCAAGCCUUUUCUUUUUACGAAUAUCUAAAAUUUUUUUGUAACUUCAUUGCCAACCUAUCCUAUUUCUUUAUUGCAAUAAUAUGAGAAAGUUUUCUAAAUUUCAUAUAAACAGUGUUAUAGCCGGCCUUUAAAUAGAAACUAAAUAGCUGUUUAAAAUAACAUUUAAAGUCAAUGUUAUCAGGUAAAUAGAUGCAUAUCUUUUUCUCUAGGAGUAUUUUCGAAUGAAAAAAAAUAAAUGUUUAGUAUUAGGACAUUGAUGUCGUGAUAGCUUACCUCUGAUUGUGUUAAUUGUAAAGAGAAUAUAUUGAAAUUGUUUCAUUGUCAAACAUAUUUUUAUUAAAAAUAGGAUCGAUUGAUGUUAGGGAGAAUAAAUAUUGUUUUGGAUACAGACAAUACACUUAACUCAAUACAUACAAGUUUUUGAACACGGAAAUUGACAAUCCGGCAUAAAGUUUAUUAAAAGCCAUGAUACAUUUCAAAGAAACAGUCCCAUUUUCAUUGUAUUACUUUUACAUGCUAGUAAAUAACAAUGUUUCAGAAUUAUAUACUUUAAAAACUUACCUAAAAAUUAUUAUUUCCUAUAGAUUGCAGUGGGAAUGGGUUUCAAUAAAAGUAUUUCUGGUUAUAUCGACAUGGACACAAGAAAAAUAAGCACGCUGUCAUAACAUUACAUUUGAUAUUGUAACCAUUAAUUUAGUUUAUCCUUUCCUUUAAAUGUUUUAGCUUAUCUUUGGUACUAGGUACUUUGUAUUUACAUGGUUAACAUUAAAUACAUGUCAACACUACAAAAUAUUCUUUCAUUUCAACACAACCACUUCAGUACAUUCUCAUAGAUAUACCACCACUGCUAUUCAUGAUUGUUCUAGAACCACCUGCAAAUAAAAGUAAAUUUAUUUCCAGAAGUUUAAAUUUCUGUAUUAUUAAAAGUAUUAUUAAAAUAUCGCAAUACCUACUAAAUUCUUAUUCUUUCAUAUUUUUAUCAUUUGAGAAAAACUUGAUGAAGAUAUUUCAGGUCUACCAUCCGGUCCCAACACAACUGUGAUCAAAAUGUUGAACAAAAUUAUUUAAAAAAUCUUUUUUUGAUGUGAAAUUAACUUUUUUUUUAAGAUUAAUUUUUUAUUUACUAGAACGAAGGAUUUCUUUUAAAUUUCAAAUGAAAAUUAUAAAAUUACAUUGGUAAAUGCUUUAAAACCAAAAAAUAAUUAGCAUUAAUUGGUUUCAGUGGAAGAUCAUAUCAACGAUAUGUAUUUUUUUAAAUUAGAUAUAUUUUUUUAAUAAAUAACAGAUAAAGUUAUUUAUUAAAAAAAUAUACAUAUUUAUUUUUUAAUUAUUAAAUUGUGAUAGAAUAUUGAAUGAUAAUAAAACUGGCUCAUGUCGCAUGCGCGUAUAUUUCAGAACCUGAACUCCACUAAUCGCAUCUCCACAUAACACAAAAUUAAAUUUGACAAUUAAAAUACGUAAAUACGAGGUUUUGUUCUACUUGUUGCCCGUUAACUUAACAAAUUCUAGAAAAAUAUGAGAUACGCAUACAUUAUUCACAGGAUUAUUAACUCAGAUAUAUUCCUUUGAAAAUAAUCUGUUUUAAAAAAUUAUAUUCGAAGCGAAAUCAAUAAGUAUUGUCAAAACCUCGUAUGAGAAUAUAUGGUUGGCGAGGAAGAAUGUUAUUGUAAAUAGUAAGUACAAUUUAUCAUUUACUUUUUAGUUUUAAUGUAAAGACAAAGUUAUUUAUACGAUAGAGCUGCACAAAACGCGGAUGUAAAUUGUAUAGAAAUAAAAAUGUUUUUUUUU